UUACUCGCCCACGGUCAAUUCUCUCCUCCCCCUACUCCCCCCACCCCACCGAGUAACCGCUGCAAUGGCUGCUUCCAGGCUCCUCCGCCCGGCGUCGCGCCUGGUGUCCGCCCCGAGGCCCGCCUUCCGCCCUGCCUUCCGCGCCGCCGCCCUGACACCGUCGAUUGCGCGGAGAGGCUAUGCGUCGGGCACCAAGGAGAUGACGGUGCGCGAGGCGCUCAACGAGGCCAUGGCCGAGGAGAUGGAGGCGAACGACAAGGUCUUCGUGCUGGGAGAGGAGGUCGCGCAAUACAACGGAGCAUACAAGGUCACCAAGGGCCUGCUCGACCGCUUCGGCGAGAAGAGGGUCAUCGACAGUCCCAUCACCGAGUCUGGCUUCGCCGGCCUGACGGUCGGUGCUGCCCUCGCCGGCCUGCACCCCAUCUGCGAGUUCAUGACGUUCAACUUCGCCAUGCAGGCCAUUGACCAGAUCAUCAACUCGGCCGCAAAGACACACUACAUGUCCGGUGGCAUCCAGCCCUGCAACAUCACCUUCCGCGGCCCCAACGGUUUCGCCAUGGGUGUCGCCGCCCAGCACUCGCAGGACUACAGCGCCUGGUACGGCAGCAUUCCCGGACUGAAAGUCGUUGCGCCCUACAGCGCAGAGGACGCAAAGGGUCUGAUGAAGGCUGCUAUCCGCGACCCCAACCCCGUUGUCGUCUUGGAGAACGAGCUUCUGUACGGUCUCUCCUUCCCCAUGAGCGAAGAAGCCCAGCGAGACGACUUCGUCAUCCCCUUCGGCAAAGCCAAGAUCGAGCGCCCAGGCAAGGACCUCACCAUCGUCACCCUCUCCCGCUGCGUCGGCCAAUCGCUCGUCGCCGCCGAACAACUAAAAUCAAAGUACGGCAUCGAGGCAGAAGUCCUCAACCUGCGCUCCGUCAAGCCCCUCGACGUCGAGGCUAUUGUCAAGAGCGUCAAGAAGACGGGACACAUGCUCUGCGUCGAAUCUGGUUUCCCAUCCUUCGGCGUCGGCGCGGAAAUCAUGGCCUUGACUUGCGAGUAUGCGUUUGACUUUUUGGAGGCCCCGCCUGCGCGUGUCACGGGUGCGGAGGUGCCUACGCCGUAUGCGCAGAAGCUUGAGGAGAUGGCGUUCCCUACUGAGAAUCUGAUUGUGGAUUAUGCGGCGAAAUUGCUGAGGGUGGCUUGAAUAUGAUGGGGUUGGAUGUGUGAGGGUUAGGGAUGUGGAGACUUGACGUGGGGAGUUGGAGAUGUAUGUAUGUAUGCUUAGAUCGAGGGUUCUUGGGGAUCGGGACAACGUGGUGUAUCAACGAUUGCAUUUCUUGAUGCGAUGCAAUGGGCGAUUGAUGAGGAAGGAAC
Messenger RNA from Dothidotthia symphoricarpi CBS 119687, 1356 nucleotides. Its product is annotated as pyruvate dehydrogenase E1 component subunit beta. Gene Ontology annotation, molecular function: pyruvate dehydrogenase (acetyl-transferring) activity. Gene Ontology annotation, biological process: pyruvate decarboxylation to acetyl-CoA. The record is from RefSeq and is a predicted model, not a curated record. The coding region runs from base 65 to 1186 and encodes 373 amino acids. NCBI's taxonomy places the organism in Eukaryota, Fungi, Ascomycota, Dothideomycetes, Pleosporales, Dothidotthiaceae. The transcript is spliced from 5 exons.